AUGGCGUUAUAUUUGGCGUCGAAGGGAAAACGUGUCCGAGUCUACAACGAAGCAAAGCUGCAGGAAGCCAUCAUGCAGGAAGACUGGUGCCAAGGAGACGACAUAGACGAUGACUACAACUCACUGAUAGGGAAACUGAAAGAGUGUUUAAGGAAAGCUAAGGGUGUAUGCCUAAGAGAAAAGAAGGGAAGAAUCUCGGAAGAAACUACGAAGUUACUCGAGAAGAGGAAAAAUAUGAAGGGGACUAUUGAAGAUCACCUUGAAUAUUCCAUUCUCAGCAGAGUGAUUCGUCAGCAACUAAAGAAAGACUUUGAGGCACACCGGAUGGAGAAGCUCUUGAAGGCCGCAGAGGAAAAGAAGAGCCUCAAGAAAUGCAAGAGGGACAUGGUACUAUAUAGAUCGGAGGUGACGGCCCUGAAAAAUACAGAUGGAAUACCGGUCAAGGAGAAGAGCGAGAUGGAAAAAGUUUGUGAAGACUUCUACACCAAGCUCUUUAAGUCUACCAGAAAUGUCCAGCCGUUACCACCACUCCAACAGGAAGAAAACGUGCCACCUAUCCUUGUCAGUGAGGUUGAAAGAGCCAUCGGCUCGAUGAAAAACGGAAAGGCUCCAGGGAAAGACGGUACAACAUCGGAGGUGCUAAAGUCAGGCAGAGAGCAGCUCUGGAAAAUCCCCGAUGAGCGAUUUACGCACUAUCUAGACGAGGGAAGAAUUCCCUCGCAGUGGAAAGAGUCAAAUACCAUCCUGCUGUAUAAGAAGGGCGACAGAGAAGAUCUAAAGAACUACCGACCCAUAUGCCUGCUGUCUCACGUGUACAAGCUGUUCACGAAGAUAAUUCUGAACAGGUUGUCACGUCGUCUCGACGAACAACAACCGAGGGAGCAAGCAGGCUUCCGGAAGAACUACAGCUUAAGCGAGUAA
Octopus sinensis (East Asian common octopus) is the source of this 921-nucleotide messenger RNA. RefSeq lists its product as uncharacterized. The transcript has a single exon. Bases 1 to 921 code for a protein of 306 amino acids. NCBI's taxonomy places the organism in Eukaryota, Metazoa, Mollusca, Cephalopoda, Octopoda, Octopodidae. The record is from RefSeq and is a predicted model, not a curated record.